This is a messenger RNA of Nerophis lumbriciformis (worm pipefish), 1372 nucleotides long. RefSeq names its product coenzyme Q10B (gene coq10b). The record is from RefSeq and is a predicted model, not a curated record. Gene Ontology annotation, cellular component: mitochondrion. Gene Ontology annotation, molecular function: ubiquinone binding. Gene Ontology annotation, biological process: cellular respiration. Lineage: Eukaryota; Metazoa; Chordata; Actinopteri; Syngnathiformes; Syngnathidae.
UGCCACGGUAGGGGCGGGGCCAACGAGAAGGUCGAUCAUCUGGAGAAGAAACCUGUGACAGACUCAAAGAUGGCGAGAGGCGCUCCGAACCUGAGAAAAGUCGCGGAGUGUGUUAAGCGGCUGCCGUCUGCGUCCAGUCGGGACGUCCACUCCAGAAACAACAUCAGGUACCUGUCCUCAUGCGGGGUCCUGAUGAGCCGCCAGCCACCUCUGCUGGGCGCCGCCGCCACACCCGUGUGCCGUGGCGUGGUCCUGCCCACCCGCGCUUUCUUCAACCUGGCUGACGCCUUUUCCAAGAGGAGGGAGUACUCGGAGAGACGCGUCAUUGGAUAUUCCAUGCAGGAGAUGUAUGGAGUGGUGGCGGAAGUGGAGAACUACCGCCUCUUCGUUCCCUGGUGCAAGAAGUCCGACGUGAUCUUCAAGCGCAGCGGCUUCUGCAAGGCCAAGCUGACGGUGGGCUUCCCUCCCGUGGUGGAGAACUACACCUCGCUGGUGACCACCGUGCGCCCCCACCUGGUCAAGGCUUCCUGCUCGGACGGCAAGCUGUUCAACCACCUGGAGACCGUUUGGCGCUUCAGCCCGGGCCUGCCUGGGUACCCCCGGACUUGCACCGUGGACUUUGCCAUCUCCUUCGAGUUCCGUUCGCUCAUCCACUCGCAGCUGGCCCACGUCUUCUUCGACGAGGUGGUCAAGCAGAUGGUGUCGGCGUUCGAGCGCCAGGCCUCCAAGACCCACGGCGCCGAGACACAGAUCCCCCGCGAGCUCAUGUUCCACGAAGUGCACCACACGUAGCGUCGCACGCGCGCGCGUGCGUGUGUGUGUGUGCGUGCGCGCUCACAUGAAAAGCGAAAGGCACGCAGUCUACCUGAAAUCAGCAGCGUGCCUUUUUUGUUCCUGACAGGAUUCUUUUUGAACGCUCAUGUUACAAGCCCCUCCCACUGGAGGUCAGAGGUCAGCCUCAGGCCGACAAAGGAGUUAGUGCAGAUGGCGCUAACACUUGGGGAACACUUUUAUUCUCAUUUCGACUCCUGCAGCACACUAUGCUGGCCCAGCGCCGCACACACGACGUCUUUGUACAGUAAAUAUUUAGUUUGUGUGCAAUAUAAUACCUUUUCUUUAACUAGUACUUGCUGCUGGGUCAAAGGUCACAAAACCAUGUCAGCCAGCACAAUUCCGCCUCGCAUAUUUAUCGUUACUCGUACGGAAACCUCGCUCACGUGUAUAUUGUGUAAAUAUGACGACAAUAUCAAGGAUGAGCUGCUUAAAAUCUGAUUUUUGUUGGAGAAAAAUAUUUUGUUGUUGUUGACUGAUUUCAAGAAAAGAAAAAAAUGUACUGACUGCAUGAUGUAUAAAAUAGUUUUUUUUCUAAAAA